Closterium sp. Yama58-4 is the source of this 1710-nucleotide messenger RNA. NCBI's taxonomy places the organism in Eukaryota, Viridiplantae, Streptophyta, Zygnematophyceae, Desmidiales, Closteriaceae. The record is from the annotation of a GenBank genome assembly.
AUGACACCGUCGGAUUUUCAUGAGGACGCACCACCGGAUUGUGAAAACGCGCCGCGAUUUGGGAAUGACGUCGCGCGGAGCAUCAGCGCUGCGGCCUCUGCGGGAAACCGCCGUCGCCCGUUCGAACUGGAAAUACUCGCGGCGGAAGGCGCCGCAGCGGAAAGCGAGGAGCUCGCGCCCAGCCCCCGCCGCACGCGCCCGGUGUCGCCCAGCGGCGGCGGUGCGGAUGCAGGGGCGGGCGGCGCGUUCUCCCUGGGGGAGGCCGCCGUGACAGGCUCGAGGAUCAUUCGGCGGGCGAAAACGCUUCCGCUCAGAGGGGAAGACGGGGCUGGAAGUCUGUUUUGCGUGGAAGUCCCGUCCCCGCCCGCGUAUCCCAAGCCCGCGCAUCCUUCCCCGCGCACGCAGCGCGGCCAGCAGUGGCUGGCGAACUUCCGCGGCCUGCCGUACUCGCCCCCAGCAGCAGCAGCCGCAGCAGCGUCGCGGAAAACUGCCACUGUGAGCGACAGUGGGGCAGAAGACAGAAGGGAAGCAGAAGCCGUUGCUGUGGGGGUCCCACUAGCCGCUGGGGAAGACUGUUGCGGGGCUGAUCAAAGCAGGCGCCAUCAUGUUGGUCGAAGCUGCGAGUUCAAACGCCGCCUGUCGCCCCUGUCCCCUUUCUCACCUUCCGCCCCAUUCUCGCCCUCCGCCCAUUUCUCCCCCUCCGCCUACUUCUCCCCAUCCGCCCACUUCUCGCCCUCUGCCCAUUUCUCCCCCCCCGCCCACUUCUCCCCCUCCGCCCACUUCUCCUCCUCCGCCCACGUCUCCCCCUCCGCCCACUUCCCCCCCUCCGCCCAUCUCUCGACCUCCCACCCUUCCUCGCUGCUACCGUUCUUUCCGCCGAGUUCCUCGCCGUCGCCGUCGCGACCGCUGCCUGCCGCCACCGCGCUCCGAAACCACGGCUCUCCGCAGCCCGCUUGCGCUGCUGCGCACGCUUCUAACUGCCUGCGAUCCAAUCUCUGCCGUGAGGCCCACGCGCUGCAGCAGCGACUUGGCGAAAAACAGCCGCAGCCGCAGACGCGGCGGAUCAAGACGGACGGAGAAGAGAAACAGCAGCAGCAGACGCGGCGGAUCAAGACAGAUGGAGAAGAGAAACAGCAGCCGCAGACGCGUCGGAUCAAGACAGAUGGAGAAGAGGAACAGAAGCAGCAGACGCGGCGGAUCAAGACGGACGGAGAAGAGGAGUUGCAGCUGGAGCGGCGGCAGGCGUAUCAGCAGCUUGCAAUGACCGUGCCGCGCGCGGGCGGCGCGGGGCCGCCAUCUAACGGCCACGAUCACCACGGGCUAAAUCCGCGGCGCCAUCAGCAGUUCUAUUCUCGGCCUGCGGCCGCUGCAGCAGGCGCGCCGCGGUGUCGCCCUCAUGAAGCGCACUCCGCUGGGCGCGCUCCCCGUAACAGCGAAUCUGCCUCGAGCAUAAAUCCGUUGGGUGCUGACGCGGCGGGGGUUCAACACCGCGCGGUCUCGCCGCGGUACUACACGUCUAUCCGUCCUCUCAGCCUGACGGGCGACUCUCUCGGGCGCGCCGCGCGCGACGAAGUCGGAACCCCCGUUUCCCCCGUGUCGCUGGUCGCGCAGCGCCUGGAGGUGUGGUUUGAGGAGGCCACGUCAGCAGGGACUUGGCCGCAUACCCGCCACAGCUCUUCCCGCGCAUCAGUUGCGUCAGCAAGGUCAUGA